Messenger RNA from Athalia rosae (coleseed sawfly), 2247 nucleotides. It is a transcript of the gene Ugalt, whose product is annotated as UDP-galactose translocator. Bases 377 to 1378 code for a protein of 333 amino acids. Gene Ontology annotation, biological process: pyrimidine nucleotide-sugar transmembrane transport. Gene Ontology annotation, cellular component: Golgi membrane. Gene Ontology annotation, molecular function: UDP-galactose transmembrane transporter activity. The transcript has 6 exons. The record is from RefSeq and is a predicted model, not a curated record. NCBI's taxonomy places the organism in Eukaryota, Metazoa, Arthropoda, Insecta, Hymenoptera, Athaliidae.
AAUUCUAAAAUUGGACAGAGUAACACACAGUAGAAAGUAUCAUCACUUUCAGUGGCCUGCUUAUUUGAGUCGAAUGUAGACACUUGCGGUUGAAAUAUAAUGAAAAUUUGAGCGUGAAAUUCUCCGUAGAACUUCGAGAUUGGCAAGCACGCAUAGCAACGAAUUCAUUGUCAGAUGAUCAGAUCUACAAUUCGUUGCGCAUAGAAUCCAAAAGCUUUCAAAGUUCGCUGCAUGUCGCGCAUCUCUGGCGGCGGAAUAGUGGAAUAUGUUUGACCUGACAACGUGUUAGCAAGGCGACGCGUCAUUUUUGGAUAAAUCAAAUAAAACUUUCUUGGAACUUUUCCUAAUCACCACAAAUUCACCCUAACGCCUUGAAAUGCCAAAACAGGAAGGUAAUCCUCAAAUCUUGAAAUAUGUCAGUUUAGUAACACUGACACUACAAAAUGCCGUUUUGGGGCUCAGCAUGCGGUAUGCACGCACCAGAGCAGGAGACAUGUUUUUGUCAUCAACAGCUGUAGUGAUGGCAGAAGCGGUCAAACUAGCAACGUGUCUGAUUUUGGUGUAUGUAGAAGAAGGAAACUUCAGAAAAUUUCUACGUACUCUUAACUUGACAAUCAUCAAACAGCCACUAGAUACACUGAAAGUUUGUGUUCCAUCGCUUGUGUAUAUCAUACAAAACAAUCUUCUAUACAUAUCCGCAUCGCAUUUGGAUGCAGCAACUUACCAGGUCACAUAUCAAAUGAAAAUUUUAACAACAGCAUUUUUUGCGGUAUUGAUACUUCGAAAAACGCUCCUAGCUAUUCAGUGGAGUGCCUUGAUGCUCCUUUUGACUGGUGUGAUUUUAGUUCAACUAGAUCAAAGUAAACCAAGUUCUGUGCCAUCAGGUACGGAACAAAAUCACCUAAUUGGUGUCUCAGCUGCACUAAGUGCAUGCUUUCUCUCGGGAUUUGCUGGGAUUUAUUUUGAAAAAAUUCUAAAAGGUUCCGAUAUUUCUGUCUGGAUGCGAAACGUUCAGCUCAGUUUACUUUCUCUACCAUUUGGAUUGUUUACUUGUUUUCUAUAUGACGGAACCAUCAUUUUUAAACAAGGAUUUUUCUUUGGCUAUGACUGGGUUGUUUAUUAUUUAGUCGUACUUCAAGCUGGAGGUGGGCUUGUUGUAGCCAUGGUUGUUAAACAUGCAGACAAUAUUUUGAAAGGGUUUGCUACUUCUUUAGCUAUUGUUAUUUCCUGCAUAGCAUCCAUUUACUUAUUUGCAUUCCACUUGUCCUUACAAUUUGCUACUGGAGCAACUUUGGUUAUUUGUUCAAUUUUCAUGUACAGUCAUCAACCUAGGACGAACGAUGUUUCUGAUAAACAUUUGCUUAUUAAUAAAGUGUGAAAUACGAGAUAUUAGGUACUGUUUCAAUUUAGCAAUUAAUAAAUUAAACUCUUUUCAAGAGUUAGGUGGCUGCUGAGCUUGCAGUUAUCUGUUACUGCUACAUUCAGUGAUUGUUCUGCAAACUCUGACUCCAAGUAUGCAAAGAAUGAAUUUAUCGAAAAUGAAGUAUUGUGGAUGUCUUCUCGUUGGGUUGUAAUCGAAUAAAAAAAUUAUUUUCAAUUGUUUCGAGAACUUUGAAAUAUCAAUAUGAUGCAUUUUGCACAUUCUAAACGUAAUAAUCCAGUUGCAUAUCAAGCUAUAGCAUAAUUUCUUGUAAUAAAUCGGUUGAAAUUAGCCCGUAAGCUUGGAGCUUUAUGAUUGUCAACCGAGACGAACAUGUAUGGAAUUAUUUUUCAAUCCACUAUUCGAUAAUAUUUAAUAAUAAUAGUAUAUAGAUAUUUUACAAUUAAAUCGACGGAACAAAAAAAUUGUUCAUAAAGAUCUUAAGGAAGAAGUGUUAUUUUGAAUCAUUCUGAAGGUAUAGAAACUUGAUGCAAUAAAUAUGAAUAGCUGAAAGAAAGAAAUUAUGAUAAAACAAAGUCAUCUGCAUACAUUCAUUUUUAUUACUGUAAAGAACUCAUUUUGACUUUUCUAUUAAUAGUAUUAAUCAUUACUAACAAACAUUCGUUACUUAUUAAAAUAUGCAUCAUUGAUCUAUAUUUUUUACAUGAUCAACCACAUGAAUACCAUUGCCCGUACAUAGUUUUUAUCAUACAAUAAUCAUCUAAUCAAUAUGAAGUGUUCCGACAUAUUUUAUGGAACUGAUGUGAGAUUUGAUGUACUCAAUUUUUAAUUAUUGCGACCGAAUAAACCUAAUUUUUACAUGAUAA